CGUUGUGCUGUGCUAGCCAGUGACAAUUGCCGAGUCGGAGCUGAAUUCUAGCGGUUUUUUUUGUGAAUAUCGUGUGUUCAUCGUGAUAUUGUAUGCCAGACGCUAUGAGCAAAACUUCGUGGGCAGAUCGGGUUGAAUUCGAGGAGGAUGGCUUGCCACCACCGUCCGAGAAGAUCGACGGGGACCUCAAGAUUAUCACCGAUUACAAAGAUGUGGAGGGCAAAAAGUACAAGAUUGUUCGAACGUACAAAAUGGAAAAGAAGCAGGUGAGCAAAGCUGUGGCUCAUCGGAAGAGUCUUGCUAAGUUUGGCGACUCGAAAAACGAUCCCGCGGGACCAAAUCCUGCUACAACGAUGGUUGCCGAGGAAAUCUUCAUGCAGUUCAUCUCGCUUAAGGGCGGCAUAGAAGAACCUCAGGAGACAGAGGAGGACCUUGCGCAGCAGGCGAAACAACAGCUUAAAUCUAUCCAAUGCCGUAUCUGCAAAGAAGAUCAUUGGACAACCCAGUGUCCCUACAAGGAUCGCAUGCCAUCUGGUGUUGGUCAGCUGGACGAGAGUAGUCGUGCAGCGGCGGCCGCCGCAAACGCCGCUUCUAAAGGAAUGGACCCCACGAAAACCGACCGGUACGUACCACCAUCUUUGCGCGACGGUGGUGGUACGCGUCGCGGCGAGACAAUGGGCAACCCGCGCCAGGCCCGUGAUGAUAACACUGUUCGUGUGACGAAUCUAUCCGAGGACAUCCGUGAACGAGAUAUCCAAGAGCUGUUUAGUCCGUUUGGCCAGAUCCAACGAAUCUACUUGGCUAAGGAUAAGGUGACGAAUAACUCAAAGGGCUUCGCAUUCGUCUCAUUCCUGCGCAAGGACGCCGCCCUCAGCGCCAUUAUGCAUCUGAAUGGAUACGGAUAUGAUAAUCUCAUUCUCUCGGUCGAAAUGGCGAAUAAGCCCAAUAAUUAGGCUAACCAAUUACAUUAAGCUAUCAGGAGCAGCAAUGACAACAAGCACAACAACAGGACAGAGAAAACGAUAUAAGCACAAGACACACACACAAACAUUCAAACAUACAGGGAUAUCUAUUUCUACUAGAAAAAAUGGAAUUACAAUCUCCAGAAAAAACUGACUGUAAAAUGGCCAACUAUCGAGCUAACGAGGAUGAAAAGCAAUCACGACGACUCGGACUUAUGAAGAUCUUCAUCAAUAACAACAAUAAAAGUAAACAGAACUGCCGCGCACAAGUUUCACAUUGACGUGGUAAGCAGUUGAUGAUGAUGAUGAUGAUAACGUGAAGUGAUUGCACCUCUCUAUAGAAAUGGUAAGGACUAAAUAAGAAACGGCGUAGGGGAAAAACGAACAACGAUGUGAACGGCGAUGGAAAUCGUGAUGAGAUAGAGCCGCUAAAUAUUAUCUUAAGUUUUUCCGACGUCGUCAACAGACUUCUAUAAGUCAACCGAUAGCAAGAAGAACGACAAUAAUAAUACAGAAAAAACAAUAAAAAUAAACAACAACAAAUAAAGUUCUUUACGCUGAAAAAAACACUCUUAUUUAUUUACUGGUUUUAAGGUAAGCUAAGCUUGGAGCGUCAGAAAUGAUAGGCAGGUUUGAGGCACAAGUCAAUGUUUGUGGGGAUUUGCUGCUGCAGCAUGCACUUAAACAAAACCAGAGCGUUUCAUUUUAAUUUGUUUCUUGAACAGUUUUUCCGUCGAGGUAUUUUCGUUUUAAUAGCAAAAGUUCUGCUUCUAUUAAAAUUAAUCAUUUCUGACAACGUUAUGAUGGUAACCAUGGCGUUCGACUGAACGUAUGCGAAAUCGUCUCGGCCGAAGUUAUUUUUUACAAUUUUACGCUAGCACAGCGGUGUUUUAAUGUGUACACCGGUGUUCUUAAGCGUUUGGUAUGUAACAAAAAUUUAUGGCUCGUGAUAUUUUCCCUAAGUCGAUAAUGUAAUCAGAUCGCUUUCGACGUCUUCUCACAUCUGCAACAGCUUCUCUUUACUUGUGGCGCUAAAAGUAGCAUUGUGCCUUGGGGUCUUUAUAAACCAAUAAUUGUCAGCGAAAGUUAAGCGACUGCAUUUGAUGUAAUACGUUCCUAUACAGCUGUUUUCCAAGAUUCAAAGAACGAUGAUCUAAUCUAGCAGAACCAACUAUGCGGCACUGUUUUAAUUGUUGUAAUAGAUAAUUUAUAAAUCUAAACUGAAGGAAUAUUACUGCUCAUGUUACUUUGUGACCAUGGGUUGGUUUCAAUUAAACGUAUUAUCCAAGAAAAAUACGCUCAUUCCCAAAGAAAAGUGGGACUUGCCACUGGAUUUUGUUAUUACAGCACAUUCUUGAAUAAAAUGCGAUUACAUCAGUUUUAUCAUAAUAUAAACAUAAACACAUAAUAUAAACGUACCAUCUAGUAACUUCGACAAAUCUGUUCUGAUAUACGAUUAAGUGAUAUCGUUGUCCCUUCAACAACGGCAAAUGACUAAAAAUUUGAAGGGGCAGCCUUUCUCCCAAGUUAGAAUGUGAUCUCCUGAGCAAUACCUGUUUCUAUUGGUAAAACGGACGUACUUUAAUUACAUUUUUCUUUAUUUAAUCAUAUGUAUCUCAUGUGGAUGCCUCAAGGGGGCUUGCGAGUUAUGGUAAAAAGUGCUAAAAUGGAACAUAUAUAAGGUAUCUGGUCAUUAUUUGGAUACAAACACCGGCUUAUAUACUGUGCGUAAACGAGUACCGCUUUCUGGAUGAAAUUUUUGUAUAGCUAGCCAGGAACAUCUCCACAUAUCGUUUCUUCAAUGGAAAUGCGAUACGGCUACAACUGAAGGCUAAAUCGCUUAGGAAUCGUUCUUUAAAUAUUUUACAAAUAACUUUUUAAUAUAGUGUACCUCGAGGCCCUUACAAAUCUUUUAAAAAGCCCUUUAUACAGUAUGCAAUAUUUGUACGUGCAGGCUACUCCAGUCAGCUUCACAAAAAUUUAGCAAAUUUAACUUUGCGAGGAAGUUAAAGGUACAUAAAGGCACGAAAAGCUCAACAAGUAUGUACAGACAUAAGCCCAAAAAAAAAAUUAGAGUUUAUCUAAUGGACCGAUAAAUACGCUUUUCUCAAAAAUAGCCGUAGACUUCUACGUCGAUUUUUUACGGAUUAUUAGAAAAGACUUUUUGAGCCAUUCGGUGUGCCAUUUGUCAAGUUUUCUUAAUUAAAUUUUUAUCCAUGUUGUCCUACGUAGAUUCGUUGGAAGCCACCUGGGCAUGGCAACAAGGUUAACUGACGAUUUCAGGCAGUCAGGAAAAUUAGAAACAUCAGGGAACUUUUGUUCUGUGCAAAGACAUUAAAUGAUAGCUGACCUUUGCUCUUAUUCCUUCUGCCUCCGCCGUAAUGAGUUUAUCGCGGAAACACAGUGAGCGGGUUUGCGUGUGAUGAUACGUUGGGGUACACAAGUAUGUUAAAAGCUGCAAAUAUGAAUAUGUUUAUGAACAAAUCUGUCAGUUGAAGAUCUUUUUUAUUACUAUGUACAACGUCGGAAACAGGGAACUUAUAUACAGUAAUCUAGUUCUUCGUUAAAAAGGCCAUCUGAUUUUCGGCAACAUACAUGGUAGACGCAAAAAAUGAUAUUGUGUGUAACCUCAAUAAUCGGUCUAACAAAAUAUAUUUCAGUGUAUCCUCGAAUACAAUACAGCCAGAAACGCUACUACAUAAACUCGUAUGUACUAGCGCAAAGACACAAAUAAAAACACAUGUUGUCAGCCAACCGA
Messenger RNA from Varroa destructor (honeybee mite), 3720 nucleotides. RefSeq names its product eukaryotic translation initiation factor 3 subunit G-like. Gene Ontology annotation, molecular function: RNA binding; translation initiation factor activity. NCBI's taxonomy places the organism in Eukaryota, Metazoa, Arthropoda, Arachnida, Mesostigmata, Varroidae. The record is from RefSeq and is a predicted model, not a curated record. Gene Ontology annotation, cellular component: cytoplasm; eukaryotic translation initiation factor 3 complex.